AAUGUUUUUAACCGCUGCCAAGUAUUUGUGUAUCACACUUCCGUUUGCAUAAAUCUCAAUGAAUGUACAUAUAUAUGUGUACUACAUAUGAGCGUGCAUGUGUGUUUUAAGAGUGCUGUGAAAUAAUAAAGUUAUUGUUUGUUUAAAGAAAACAAAACGUAAAUAGGAAAGGUUGAGUUAUAAGACAAUAGAACCAUUGGAUAUACAACGAAAACUUGAAAGGUGGAGGCGACUACUCUUGAACGAAACUGAACGAGACCAGAAACCUCCAACCUUUUUGCAAAUAUAAUGUCAAAUCAGGCCGAAAUAGAUUAUGACAAACAAUUUCAAGAGGACUUGGCCAAAGCCACGGCACUGAGCUUGGAGCAGCAGGCACUUGACGACUACAGACGCCACAAGAAGUAUGGCACUACUUAUCACUAUGAGCGCCCCACCUCGACCGGCAGCGGUGGAUCAUCUCGGGAGUACUACGCGUCAUUGCGUGCUCAGCACCUUGCACGCGAAAACUCGCUUGAAGCGGCACGACCCAGUCAUAUACAACGCCGCCACUCGGAGGCGCAUCCGUCAAAUGUGACACCUAGUGUUGAACGGUCGCAUACACCGCCAACUCAAACUGCUUCAGAAAAUGAUUUGAUUUGCUUUGCGAGUCCAACGAGCAAGCAGGCUGACGGCACCAAUACGUUUGAGAAGCUCAUCGAGGAUUUGCAGAAGAUUCAAACAACGAGUACACAGUCGGCGCUUGUGCCAGUAGGACCUGUAGCUGCGGCGGCGCCCGUUCACUACGCACCUGUGAGCUAUCAUCAGCCGUACGGUGCUGCGACUCCGCAGUAUGUCGGCGGUAUGCAAAUGGUGCCUUAUCAGCCACCAACACAACAGCGGCAGACGCCUCUCACUAACGAAGAGUUGCAGAAACUUUACAGUUUGCCAAAUCAAUUGGUCCCAGCCCAGCCGCAUAUUGGAUUCGUUCCUCCCAGCGGUUUUGCAUACUACCCGUCAGCGGCAACUCCUUAUUCACCACAAAUUGUGGCAGGAUCGGCUGCAUUUCUACCACCUCAAUAUCCGGCGCAAGGAUUUGGAUUUACCCAUUUAUCGCAGCGAUUCCCAACUUAUACAGCAAAUAGAAGCAGCCCUACUCACGUCGAUUUCGCGCGACCGAAUGUUUCAGCAGCUAGCAGCCAAUCAGCGUCUAACCCAUCUACUUCACAUUCCAACGAGACGAUGCCAACGGGUGUAGCUACUCGACAGAUGUCGCCAUCGAGCAGUAACGGACGUCUGUCUGCACAGCGCACAGGCAAUGAUUUGAUUGACUUGAACCAGAAUGAUGACUCGCGUGUGAGUGUAUUGGAGGCUUUCGAUCCAUUGCUCAACGAGAAUUCAGCCAACGACUGCGCCUCGGACAGCACAUCCUACUAUGCUGAAUACGAUCCAUUCGACUUUCUGUACAGCGAUGGUGGCACACAGUAUUCGGAUCCCAUGUACGAAGCAGUCAACAGAUGGGACAAAUCAUCCGGUAGUCCCAAUGCCAGUGCUAUUGGGUGGCGUCAAGAUUACUUUGCCCUGCCGGUGGACGAGCCAAAGGUUGACUGUGCGAGCACAACACCUUCGGGCUCUGCUUCACCGCCACCGCCGUUGCCGCCUCGAAAUCAGCACCAGUAUGAAGCAGAGGUGCCUGUGGGCAGCAACGCCCAGCAAAUAUCGACGACAGCGCCCUUUACAAAUAGCUACACCUCAUCGAUACCACCAAGUGUAGUUCUGGAUCGACGAAAAACGUGCACAAGACUCUACGAACUGAUCAGUGAGCAGCGCACCGAUGACCCCGAGCUGCUAGAGUUUUAUCAUAUGGUCCGGGAAGUGCGAGCCCACUACCUGUUUGAUGAUUUAGACACAAAUACCGGACAUGUGAUAGCUGCAGAAUUUAAUUACCACUACAUGCUGGACACCAGCAUCAAGAUAAUUGUGCAUCCAGCUCUAAAUGCUCUUCAACCGCAUGCAGCACGCGAUUCGGCUGCCGGUGAACAGUUCAAAGGCUACGGCACGCCGGUCACUUUUACCUGCGACAUUGACUCCGUGGUAUCGCAAGUGAUAGCGCAGGCUCUGGCAUCGCUGGAAGGUCAGGUCAGGGGCACAGUAACGGAUUAUGUGGUCAAGCCAAUUGGGUUAAUGGAGUGGUUGGCGCCCACCUCGAAACUUAGUCAGUUGGAGUGUGUACAUAAUAGUUUCCAACUUGAGAAAGAUGUCCAUUUGGGCUUAUGUUUACGCAGCGUGGACAACAUGCAGGCGAUAGCACGUACGGCCCGCGAUGAUGAGCAGGACAUUGCCCUGCAACCGGAGCGCAUACUGCCCAAUGAAGUAGUGCCCAUUGUCACUUACGACAACAUGAUGAUACUCAUUGAGACGCUAGAGACAGAGAUCGAUAAGUUGGAGUCUGCAGUAGACGCGAGUAGCACGCGCAGCGUUGUCUCCUGCUCAGGAGUAGUGCAGGCUGUCAAAGCCAUUUGUGCGCUUUUGGGAUCAAUUGAUACGCUCGAACUUGCGAGUUGUAUUGCGGACUUAAAGCGCAUCUGUGAUGAGGCCCAGAGCAAAUACGCGCCGCUAGCGGGUGCCAAUAAUCCAGAGAUCGUCAGUGAUUAUGGUGACUACGCCGAGGUGAAACUACGACCACGGUCUAUGCUUGAACAGAUUAAGCUGAAGUGCAACAAUCUACGAGACGCUGUGCAGGAGCUGAUCGAGCUCUAUGCCAACGUUUUUAGAGUUGCGUUUUCGGUGAAGACUGUAAUCUAUGCCACAACACCAAUUCCAAUAUCAUGUGUAUCGAAACCCAUUGUGGUUAGCAUAAACUGCUUACACAGACCGCCUCCAAAUUGGAAAUACGAGGACUACUCGCUGUGCGUGCAGAUCGUUUACGGCACGCGUCUCAUUUCACAGCCCAAUGUGUUGAGAUGUUCAAACGAUACAAGUGGAGGACUGUUUCCGCGUCUUAACUUCAGUGCUUGGCUCACCUUCGAGAAACAUCCGAUAUGCACUUUACCGCGGGAAGCACGUAUUACCUUUGUGCUGUAUGGCAAGCAGGCAGCUAAUGAAACUGACACCAGUGCGGAACCCAAUGGGGAGCGUCGACAGGUGACUACUGAGUUGGGCUGGUGCUCAAUACAGCUAUUCGACUUUAAGCGCGAGAUGAUCUGCGGUCCGUAUCUGUUGUCAGUGUGGCCUCCAACCCAGGAUAAAUUUCUUGGUCCGGCCCCAGCACGCGGCUGUCAUCCACAUCCCGACUAUUGUCCAGUGCUGAGCAUUGAAGUUCCGCAUUAUGGUGGUCGUAUCCAAUUUCCAGAUCAACUAGAGCCACCAAAGCCAGCACCACACUAUGACUUUGCUUCGCUGGACGCCAAUCUACAGGAAGAACUACUGGACACUGCGGAACAGGGCUACCUUGGUCCAACCGAGCGUCGUGAGGUAUUUUGGGAGAAGCGUCACUACUUGCAGAGCUACCCAAAUGCAUUGGCCAAAGUUUUGCAUGCUGCGCACAGCUGGGACUACGCAAAUCUCAUCGAUCUACACGCUUUGCUGCAAUCAUGGGCUCCGCUGUCGCCGCUACAAGCCUUGGAGCUUCUACUUCCCAGCUACCCUGAUGCUAAGGUGCGGGAAAAGGCCGUUGAAUGGAUUUCGUACAUGUCCAAUGAUCAGCUGGUGGAUUUCUUGCCGCAGUUAGUACAAUCGCUUAAGCACGACACUUACGAGGCAUCGCCUUUGGCGCGAUUUUUACUUGCCAAGUGUCUGGAAUCUCCGCGUUUCGCACAUCAUAUGUACUGGCUUUUGGUGCACAGUUUGCCUGACGAUCCAUUGAAUUCAAUUGGUUCGUCGGAGGUGGAUCAGGAGUAUGAUGAGUCGCAAAUAACGCAGGCGCGAUAUUACCGCAGGAAUAAAAUGAUGUUGCGCGCACUUAUGGCAAUUUGCGGUGAGAAGAUGGGAACACGUUUUAUGCACCAACACCGCAUGUGCCAAGAUCUGGCACAAACAGCCGAGUGUGUGAAGGAUGCCAAAGAGUCAAUGCGCCAAAAGAUUUUGACCACCAAGAUGGAUGUGGUGCAUCAGGAUCUAACAAAUCAGCCCACAUGCUUACCCCUGGGCCCUGAACUUGAGGUUACAGGGGUGAAUGUCCGGAACUGCAGCUAUUUUAAUUCCAAUACUCUGCCGCUGAAAAUAAGCUUUAUCGGGCCUGAUGCUGAACCAUUACCAGCUAUAUUUAAGUGUGGCGAUGAUCUGCAGCAAGAUAUGCUAACCAUACAACUAAUACGCAUCAUGAACAAAAUGUGGCUAGCCGAACGCCUCGAUCUCAAGAUAGUCACAUUUAAUUGCGUGCCCACUGGUUACAAAAGAGGCAUGAUAGAGCUUGUCUCUGAAGCAGAAACAUUACGAAAAAUCCAGGUGGAAUGCGGUCUAACCGGCUCCUUCAAGGAUCGGCCUAUUGCCGAAUGGUUGGGCAAGCAAAACCCAAGUCCGCUGGAAUAUCAGAGUGCAGUACGAAACUUUACGCUUUCAUGUGCUGGAUACAGCGUAGCUACUUAUGUCCUUGGCAUUUGUGAUCGACACAAUGACAAUAUUAUGCUUAAAACUUCAGGUCAUCUUUUCCACAUUGACUUUGGAAAGUUCCUAGGCGAUGCACAAAUGUUUGGAAACUUUAAAAGAGAUCGCACACCUUUUGUGCUUACCUCAGACAUGGCGUAUGUAAUUAAUGGUGGAGACAAACCCUCCACCGAUUUUCAUUACUUUGUGGACCUGUGCUGUCGUGCCUUUAAUAUUGUACGCAAGAAUGCUGACUUGUUGCUUCACACGCUCGCCCACAUGGCUACGGCAGGCAUGCCGGGCGUUAAUUUAAACGCGGUGACUUAUGUAAGGCGUGCGCUACUCCCAUCUCAAUCUAAUCCGGAGGCUGCCGCCACAUUUGCCAAGAUGAUACAGUCGUCACUGAAGAGCUGGUUCACCCAAGUUAAUUUCUUUCUGCACAACCUGGCGCAAAUGCGUCACAGCAAUGAUGAGGGCACGGGUGAGCUGCUCUCAUUUGUUCCGCGAAAAUAUACUAUGCAGCAGGAUGGCCGUCUGAAGAUUGUCAGUGUAGUGCGCUUCCAAAAGCACUAUAAUAUGGAAAAGUAUUACAUGUAUAUUCUACAAGUAACGCGACACGGUCAGCCAGAUCCGACGCACUUGUUUCGCUCGUACCGUGAAUUCACCGAAUUCCAUCAAAAAUUGUGUAUGCAUUUCCCACUGGUUAAGUUACACAGUCUUCCAACGGGGGUGCACGUAGGCCGUUCAAAUAUUAAAUCUGUUGCCGAAAAGCGCCUACCUCUAAUCAGGCGUUUCCUGAAAUCACUUUUUGAUGCUGCCGAGGAGAUAGCGCACUCCGAUUUAGUGUACACCUUUUUCCAUCCGCUGCUUCGCGACCAACAGGAGGCAAAAUUGGAGAUGCCCAAGAUAAAAGAAGUCAAACGCCAGCCAUCACGCGAUAAUCCAAAUGAAAUCGGUCAAAUCAGAUUAUCGCUUCAAUAUCAACGCGGUGUACUAACUGUGAUGAUACACCACGCCAAAGGACUGCCAAUGCUGCAGGGCGGGCAGGAGCCGAACACAUAUGUAAAGUGCUACCUGAAACCGGAUCCAACUAAAGUGACCAAACGGAAGACCAAAGUUGUCCGCAAAACGUGUGUGCCUAGUUUUAUGGAGACACUUGAGUACCGUAUGCCUCUGGACGUUGUGCAGCAGCGACGAUUACAAGUAACAGUCUGGACUCAUGAUACACUGCAGGAAAAUGAACUGCUCGGUGGCUUUGACAUUGAUUUGUCAAAACAUGAUCUGCGCAGUGAGCACUGCGAUUGGCAUCGCCUUGGAUCAGUACCUAGGAAUUGAACGUCUUUUUUCCUACUUUAGGCAUGAAUUAGACGGAAUAACCAUAUUUGGUGUUUUACUGUCGCUUUAACGCAAUACAUCAUUCGCAUAUACUCAAAGUGAUUGUACAUUCCAAUAGCUUAUACAUACCUACACAUAUAUAAAAUCAGCUGACAUCAGUUUUAACUUUUAAUUGCAAUUGUACAGAUUAAAUGUACUGACAAAAAUCAUCCAUUACCAAUGUUUAAUAACGUGAUUUUGGCUUUUUAUUUAUUUUUUAACAAAUUUUCUCACAAAGCUGUGGCACAAAAUAUAUGUGUUGAUUAUUUGAACUGUAUGUUAUUUUAAUCCUAUAUCUGUAAAUUCUUUUUUUAAACUUUCGAUUAAUAGUUUACUUGAUGUUUUGAAAUUGUGAACUUUAAUGGGAAGGAGUUUUGUAGUAACGCCUGUAUAUCUACCACCAAUAACUCUUACAUUUGAAAAAAUUUAAAGGUCGUGUUGUGAUGCAGUAUUAAAGAAAAUAUAAACUAAACAUGGCAACCACAUCCCGCUUUCUUUAUUUUAAUGUUUAUUGUUUAUCAGUCAUGAGAUAACAUAUUUAAGCACAUUACAAAUAUUACAUUGCAUUAUUAAACGCAAAUCGUGGGCAAAUGACUAAUCUAGAAAUGGUUGUCAAAUUUACAUUUGAUUCAUUGUGCAUAUAUCUUUCAUAACUCGAAAUUUUUAAGUUUGCUGUAAGUUGGGCAAAAUACUCAUCUCGGAUACCAUUAUUGAAAUUGCGCCAGGAAGGCCUGCUUGAGAAUAAUGUGUCAAAAAACAAAAAUAUUAUAUGCAUACACUCGGGAAGCUUUUUAGAAAUGUUAAUUUUAAAAAAAAUAAAUAUCAAAUAUAUUUUGAACAAUAAAACAUUAUUUUCCACAAGAAAUAAAUAAAAAUAAGAAAUUAAUGUAGCACCAACAAAUUAUAUUUUUGUAAAGUAACUUU
Scaptodrosophila lebanonensis is the source of this 6858-nucleotide messenger RNA. RefSeq names its product phosphatidylinositol 4-phosphate 3-kinase C2 domain-containing subunit beta (gene Pi3K68D). The record is from RefSeq and is a predicted model, not a curated record. Gene Ontology annotation, cellular component: cytoplasm; plasma membrane; phosphatidylinositol 3-kinase complex. The transcript has 16 exons. Gene Ontology annotation, biological process: cell migration; phosphatidylinositol-mediated signaling; phosphatidylinositol-3-phosphate biosynthetic process. Gene Ontology annotation, molecular function: 1-phosphatidylinositol-3-kinase activity; 1-phosphatidylinositol-4-phosphate 3-kinase activity; phosphatidylinositol binding. The coding region runs from base 289 to 5895 and encodes 1868 amino acids. NCBI's taxonomy places the organism in Eukaryota, Metazoa, Arthropoda, Insecta, Diptera, Drosophilidae.